Pararge aegeria (speckled wood butterfly) is the source of this 922-nucleotide messenger RNA. RefSeq names its product phosphatidylinositol N-acetylglucosaminyltransferase subunit P (gene PIG-P). The transcript has 3 exons. The record is from RefSeq and is a predicted model, not a curated record. Lineage: Eukaryota; Metazoa; Arthropoda; Insecta; Lepidoptera; Nymphalidae. The coding region runs from base 415 to 906 and encodes 163 amino acids.
GUGUAUUAUCUGUGGCAGUCCGCAGUACAGAAAUUAAAAAAAAAUACUCCAAGUUAAUUCACAGAUGAUAGGACCUAAAAAGUACAUAUUUUCUAAAAUUUCAUUUCGGAUAAGUAUACAAUAAAUGUUUACUUAAAAUGGAAUCGCAGCUGCAGAAAAAACUGUUAGCAAAUACUAACAAUCCCUUUUAACAACAAUCAACAGGUUUUAUUAGUAUCCGAGGUUUUAAAAGUGGAUAAAGAAUUCAAAGGAAGUGGUAUCCAAAGAAUACUAAGUGCUGAACAAAAUAACCUCAUUGUAUCUUUUGAAGGAGCAGAUUACAAAAAAUUAAGAUCAUCUAUAAAUGCAUUUUUAAAAAACAUUAUUUUAAUUGUUAAAACAAUACAAUCUUUUUCAAUUGUAUAGACAUUAAACAUGCCUGAGCAUACCCCAGCACCCACACCUUCAAGGUCAUUGUAUGGUUUCUUUAUGUUCGUAUUCAGUAAAAUAAUUUUAGCAACAUAUUGUAUUUGGUCACUAACUCCUGAUUACUAUCUUCAUUAUCUCAACAUAUAUUACUAUCCACAGAAGUACUGGUCAACAGCAGUGCCAAUUCAGUGUUUAGUAGCACUGACAAUUUUUGCAUUUUUAGUCUACCCCAGUUCAAAUUUAAUGUUAACACCCAGUAUUGAUAGUAUUAAAACCAUUCAGGAUUCCUAUAGCCAGUUUGACAAUGGAAAUAUUAAAACCCAUUAUGAGAAAAUAAGUGAUUUUUGUAUAUGUAAAGACGAGGCUAAAUGCAUGAAACAUAAUUACAUAGCCUCUCCUAAAGAGUUGAAAGAAAAUACUGUACCACAAUUAAAAGAAUAUGAAAAAAGUUAUAUUUCAAGGAAAUUAUAUCUAACUAGAAAUAAGAAAAGUAAAUAAAAAAAAAUGAUGUAAC